Messenger RNA from Pristis pectinata (smalltooth sawfish), 1343 nucleotides. It is a transcript of the gene supt4h1, whose product is annotated as SPT4 homolog, DSIF elongation factor subunit. Gene Ontology annotation, molecular function: zinc ion binding; RNA polymerase II complex binding. The coding region runs from base 37 to 393 and encodes 118 amino acids. Gene Ontology annotation, cellular component: nucleus; DSIF complex. The record is from RefSeq and is a predicted model, not a curated record. Gene Ontology annotation, biological process: mRNA processing; chromatin organization; regulation of transcription elongation by RNA polymerase II. Lineage: Eukaryota; Metazoa; Chordata; Chondrichthyes; Rhinopristiformes; Pristidae. The transcript has 5 exons.
GUUCCCGGAAAAGCGUAAAGAAUUUUUACAUCAGUCAUGGCAGCGCUGGAGACGGUGCCGAAGGAUUUGAGGCACUUGCGAGCUUGUCUUCUUUGUUCGUUGGUGAAGACCAUAGAUCAGUUUGAAUAUGAUGGUUGUGAUAACUGCGAUGCCUAUCUGCAAAUGAAGGGAAAUCGAGAGAUGGUGUAUGACUGCACUAGUUCUUCUUUUGAUGGGAUCAUAGCAAUGAUGAGUCCUGAAGACAGCUGGGUCUCUAAGUGGCAGCGAAUCAGUAACUUCAAGCCAGGUAUCUAUGCAGUAUCAGUGACUGGACGGUUACCCCAGGGUAUUGUGAGGGAACUGAAAAGUCGAGGUGUUAUCUACAAAUCAAGAGACACAGCUAUCAAAUCUUAAUACCCUCAUUGUUUUUCCUAUCCAACUGAUGAUCUCUACAAUUAGGAAUCCCCUUCUUCCAUUUGUGACUGGAAACACUUGUAUUGAUCUCAGUCCAAGUAUGUUGUGAUAUAUUGGUGUAAGGUAGCAUCCAAAUUGGUUACAUUUAUAGUUAUACUCCAAAGAAGUUAAUUGCAGGAUCUGAAGUCUGCAAACAUGGUUCUUCUUAGUUAAGGUGAACAUUUAUCUACAAGGUAAAGGAUAAAAUGUUAUUUUUAUACAUCACUAAAAGUUUAAUGUGACUGUUUCGUGAACUUUGGAAUAAAGUACCCUAGAUACAAGCCAAGUAUCAGUGCAAAUUUGGGUACUUUAACGUAAAACACUUUACUGAGGGAAGGAGAAAAAAUAUUGAAACACCCAGUAUGUUUUAUUUAGAACUAAUACAAUGGCCAAUAUUAUUGAUAUUAAUUUCAGAUGUUGUUGUCUUCUCAAGCAGUUCCUAAGGGUUGAUGAUAACUUGCUUCCACUCCAGUUCAUGUGUUCUAUCAGCAGGUAUGGUGCAAGGAAAAUUGGUAUGUGCGUGCUGGGGAAAGGACCAAGGGUGGUAUGGGAGUAUCAGAGAAUGGGACUGAUCAAUAUGUCAGUGUUUCUUCCAAGAAGCUUUACAUUUAGUACUGAUACUGUACAUUAACUGGGUGAAACUUGUAUAUGAUAGCAGCUGUUUGACUGGAUUAAGGUGAAAUAGUGAGAGAGAACCAGUUGGGUUGUGCUGUGUGAAAGCAACUCAUUUGACUGUUUUGCUGAUAAGCAGAAAACAGUUACUCAUCUCUCAACAUUCACACACUGUAAAUUCACUAUGUUGUUGGGCCAUGAGGCAAAAAAACCUCAAAUGAAAAAAGGUUCCAAAUCAAUCUGUAAUUUGAAGCAUUCCAUAUUACAUGGUCUUUAAUAAACUUUUUUUGUCAAACGAA